Molecule: messenger RNA, 2306 nt
Organism: Cuscuta campestris
Lineage: Eukaryota; Viridiplantae; Streptophyta; Magnoliopsida; Solanales; Convolvulaceae
Source: the annotation of a GenBank genome assembly
UACGAUCGCUCUCCCUUCCUCCUGUUCGUUUGUAUCCUCUGCCCAGUAAAUUUUUCAUCCGUUUUUUCCGUUCGCCGACCAAGACGCCGCCGGGACUGCCAAGCUCACCGUCGACCUCCGUCCUCCUCGUCUCCUACCCUCCAUCGCGCGUCCAACCCGUCAAGACCAAGGAAUUGCAGCGGCGACCUUUCUAUGUUCAAUCCAAGGUUGAACUCGACAAAUUUCAAGGUAGGGAUCAAGGAUUUGAUGAGCAGCUUGGUAUCGUAGAGAGUGAUGCCUUGCAAAGUGGCUGGCCCGAAGUUAUUGAAUCUGGAUUAAUGACUCUUUUAACAUUCAAUCUUUCCACAAUUCAAAUCAUGUCGGAGAUGGAAAUUGUCCCUCUUGAAAACCCUAACCCCCAACUCAUCCUAAAUGCCUACACACACGCCAACGUCAUCGAGGGACUCGUUCUUAAGCGUGAGGACAUCCCAGAUGACGUUCUUGCUCCCGUAGACGUGCAAGGUUGGACCGAAUUUCUCAAACUUGAAGCGCCGGUCUACCCGAACUUGGUGUUCGAGUUCUAUGACUCCCUACAAUAUGCUCUAAAAUCAAAGGUCAUCUUGUCAAAGGUUGCGGGUGUUGAUAUUAGCAUUUCCGUUCAAAACCUAGCCGAUUGGUUUCAUCCCCCUCUUGAAGGUCUAACCACCUAUACCAAGAAGGGAUGGAUGGCCGAGUCUGACUCCUUCUCCAUCGAAGAGUGCCUACGGCUUCUAAACACCAAUCCCAAAGCUGGAGAUACUUCCCUUCGCCGUCCGGAAGUUCAAGGCCUAAAGGCAAACAACUUCAUUCUUUUAAAAAUUAUCCGCACGGAUCUCCGGGAGACCGCCUACGAGAUCGUAAUCGGGGCUUGCAGGAGUUCAGGAUCGGGUCGGCCCUUGAAAUACGUCUCCAAUUCCGCCGAUCGGAAUGGUUUGGAGAGGUCGGAGUCCAUGUCUUCCUUCUUGUUUCAGCGGUCGAUGCCGGCUUCUGCUCCUAGCAAGGUGAAGAAGGCGCUGGGAUUGAAGUCCAAGAAAAAGAAUUGCUCGGAUUCGAUGGCGGAUGCUGGUGAGGAUCAGAAUUCAAUGAGCCGACAGCCAGCUUCCACGGUUGGGGAGCUGAUUAGGGUUCAGAUGAAGGUUUCCGAGCAAACGGAUUCAAGGGUCAGAAGAGGGUUGUUGAGAGUAGCUGCAGGACAGCUCGGAAGGCGUAUUGAAUCAUAUGUUUUGCCAAUGGAGCUCUUACAACACCUUAAGAUUUCUGAUUUUCCUAGUCAGCAAAAAUAUGAGGCAUGGCAGAGGAGGAUCUUGAUGGUACUUGAAGCGGGGUUACUGUUGCAUCCAUCCUUGCCCCUUCUCCACACAGACUCGCAGUUUCUACAGCUCAGUGAAAUUAUACAUGGGGCUAUGAUAACACCCAUAGAUACAGGGAAGUACAGCAAUUCAAUGCAAGGGCUCCGCAAUGUUGUAUUAUCUCUCGCAUCCAGGUCUUUUGAUGGUUCUGUCUCUCAGGUAUGCCAUUGGGCAGAUGGGAUCCCGUUAAAUCUUCGGCUCUAUGAAAAACUUUUAGAAGCAUGCUUCGAGGUGGAUGACGCAACAACUAUAAUUGAAGAAGUUGAUGAAUUCUUAGAAAUCAUUAAAAAGACGUGGGUAAUUCUUGGAAUAGACCAAAUGCUGCAUAACAUUUGUUUUUUGUGGGUCCUGUUCCAUCACUAUGUUAUUUCUGGCCAAAAUGACGAUGAUCUGCUAUUUGCUGCUGAGAUUUUGUUGUUAGAAGUAAAUGAUGAUGCACAAACAGCAAAAGAUUCAACUUACGUGAAGCUUUUGAGUUCUACACUUGGCUUGAUCCUAGGAUGGGCCGAAAAGAAGCUUCUUGCUUAUCACUAUAACUUUUACAGGAGUAAUAUUGAUAUCAUGCGAAGUGUAUUGUCUAUUGCAACUCUAAUUGCGAAAUUAGUGGAAGGCAUGUUUAAUGAGUAUCAUAAGAAGCAAGAAGGUGAUGUUGCAUACUGCAGAGUUGAUAAUUACAUCAGGUCAUCACUGCAUAAGGCUUUCACUCAGGCAAGUUACUCUCUUAGCCUUGAUUAUUUUAUCUAGAAAUUAUUAACAUCGUGGCAUAGUGCAAAUGAACUGCCACUUUCAUCAUUCAUACAAUCGUAGCUAUAUACUCCCUUUGUCCCAAAAAUCACAUCCCACUUUGAAGUUUGAACAUUUCCCACUUAAUUUAUUUUUCAUUUAAAGUACUCAAUUGUGACUUAAAAUAUUUGUCUUAACUAAAAAUUUAUAAUCAUG